GGAGCGAGCCGAGUGCCGAGCUUCUUUUUUUAUCUCUCUCCUCUCUUUCUCCCCAAAGAGAGAAAGAGAGAGUUUCGAGCAACGGCGACGACGUUGCCCCGUUCCAGCUGGACGCCCGCCAAAGCGGGAUAUGGAAGGUGACUGAGACGAUAGAGCACGCGGAACCGGCUACCAGAGUGAGCGUGUGAUAUGCGGACGAGCCUCGGAAUAUUGCAGCGGUCGAGUUGAGAGAGGGCCAGCUACACGUACACCGUGCCCCUUCACGCCAAUUUAUUUCGGUUUUAUUGCUUUGCAGCUCACGCUGCUUUGUUUUCGCGCUCACACUUCAGGGGCUUUCCGCUUUAAAUUGACACACUUUUUUGCAGUUGACUCGAAGAGCCGUGUCUCGAGUUGAGUCAGACUCUAGAUUGAUGGUUGUCGUUGUCGAUCGAUGUGGAGCCAAAACGGAGAAUUGACGACGAAUCGUCGAAUUGGCGAGUGCAUCGGUGAACGAAAAAAUGAAGAAGUUGCGCGGUAGUACGAUGUGCUGCCGAAGCCACGUGCGGUGAUCGAGGGGGUUGCCAUCUCUCUCCGGUCUCCUCGUGGAUAUCGACUAAACACGCGCGCCGCUCUAGAGAGAAGUCGGGCUUUGGCUUUGUCGCUUGUGGCAGCAUCUGUCACGAGGAGAGAAGCAUGAAUCUGCCAGGCACUUGGCAGCUAGUGCUGCUCUCGUUCUUCGGGCUCGCUUUAGCCAUCGAAGACCUAGUCUGCUCGAAGAACCACUCGGUGGUGGAGGUGAGCGGCGAUGCCGUCCUUUCAGUGUUCGUCGACACAGACUACGGGCCCGAAUGCAAUAUUUCAUCGCCAAAAAGCAUCCAGGAGGUAGCCACGGCGAUGUUCGUCGCGCAAUCUCUCAACAAGCUGGGAUACGUACCCGGAGUGACGAUAGGUAUGCGACUGUACGACACGUGCAACGACCGUAUCUCGGUGUACAAGCAGGCCCUGCUGUCGGCAAUGGAAAUGGACUGCUCGGCGCACUAUGACCUUGGCAUUUUAGCGCCGGAGCGCUACUCGGAGGUGCUCGAGCCACUACGCAACUUGGACAUAAUCCCGGUGAACACCUAUGCCUCGGCUAACCUGUCGCGGCCGCUGAUCGACGUGCUCGUAGACUUUAUCGCGAGCCGAUACUCAGUCGUCGAUCUGGUACUGAGCAGCUCGCGUCGGCUGCUCGAUCGAUUUCUCGACGCCAGCAAGGAGGCGGGCAUUUGCGUCAAGAGCGAUAAGAUGCACGAGCCCGACGGCAACGCCACCGACCUCGUCGUCGUCGCCAUUGGCGACUACGACGACGUAUCCGCUUGGCUCGACGAAGAGCAGAUUGGCGACCACGACGAUAAGAAAAUUUGGAUCAUCCUACCGGUCGACAACUCGCACGUGGACGACUUGAUACCAGAAAGCUCGUUCGUGGUGAAACCCGAGCAGUUCCAAGUGGACCUCGGGCCGGAGCUCGACAUGUCGGAAAUAUCCGUAAGCACAAUACUGCACUCGCCCCAUCUGCUGAGUGUGGGCAAGGCCAUAGUCGAGAUUGCCAAAUCUAUGCUCGACUUGCAAACCAAGAGUUGUCCUUACGGAACAACGGGUUGCGUCUUACCACGAUUCAGCCUGCCCGAGAGAGCCUCCAUCAGCAAUGCGCAUCUCUAUGAAAUACUUCGAGUACCUGCUAAGUCGCACUCGACCAAGUACAUCAUAGCCCGAAAGCUAGGGGACGCAGUGGUGGAGAUAGCCAGCUACAUGAUCGACGCGACGAGCGCGCGCUACCGAGUGAUGCCAGAGAGAGAGAUGCACAGAAUGCCACGUUUGUGCGUGAAGAAGCUCGCCUCGAGAUGCGACAUGUGCAUCAACUUUCAGAUCCGCUCGCACGACGAGGACGAAUACGACGACGACGACUACGGGGACAACUCGACGUUACACAACCUAAAGCCCAAUGUCUGGGUGCCGAUCUUCCUGACUAUCGUCAGCUGCGGCACGCUGGCAUGCGCCUGCGCCGGGGCCUUCAUCGUCUAUCGCUACUUCGUCGAGGAGAUACUGGACGGCAAUCCCCUGAUGACGCUUGUGCUCAUAGUCGCGACGGUCCUCAUGCUGCAGAGCAUUGUGCCGUUCUGCUUAGAGGACAAGGUUAUGGGCGCACAGCAUCUGAACGCGAGGAAGAUUUACGUGUCGAGCUUGUCGUUCGGUCUGGCCUUCUCGGUGAUGCUGACCAGAGCCUUGUUCCUCGCCUUCACUAGCUGUAGUCCCAGCUUCACCAGCCACAUCAACGGCUACCUGCAGGGCUGCAUGUUGCUCUUCAUGGCGGGCGUCGAGAUCGCCAUUUCCACCAUGUACUUCGCGCUGAGCACCAACGACGCGGCUCGCGUUAUGCGGGGACCCGUGUACAUCGCUCUCUUGGGCUACGACAUAUUCCUGCUGGUGGUGUUGUUCGUGACGUGCUGCUUCAUCGCGCACAUCCCGCGCAACUACCGUGAGGGCAUGUGCUUCUUCGGCACGGCGAUAGGCUUGCUGAUGACCUGGGCGGUCUGGCUGACCUGCUUCUUCCUGAUGUCGGCCGAGCAGCGAGACGUGAUCGUCUGCUACGGCAUCCUCGGCACCGCCUGCCUCAUCAUCGUCGGUAUCCUCGUGCCGCGCACUUACUUCAUGCUGUCGCAUUAUUCACGAACCGGCGACAAGGAUUUCAUGGGCCGUUUCGAGGUGGCCGACCUGCCGGAUCCAAGGAUGAAUAAUGCAGCGCGUCAGGCGUUGGAUUUGCAGUCUCGUCAGCCGUUCUACGAGUACGUGCAGCAGCAGCCGCCGUCGGCCAAUUACUACGGCAGCACCAGCCCGAACAAGCAGCCUGGCAGCGCGAGAGGCCGACGCAACCAGCGCAGUCCUGAGCCGAGGCGCACGCCUGGCUACAACAAUUACGGAUUUCGGCCGGAAAUGAGGGAGCUCGAGCAGGCUUACGUCAUACCACGACUCUACGUCGACGACCCGAACGUUAGCCGUAUCCAAUCGGUGGUCAAGAGCGAGGAGCCACUGGAAGGGCCGGCCGCUCAAGAAGCCCGCUACGCACUGCCCAGAUCUCUGCUGCGGAAAGCCCGAGGAUUGGCUGGCAGCAUCAACCGGAAAGUCAGCGGACGAGGAGAGCAGCAGCAACCGACCAGCAAUCCCAACGCCCGCAACAACCGGCCCAUCGAGACCGAGGUCUACGUUCAGGAUCGAAUCUCUCCCCGGCGCCUAGGGCCUGACGAGCACUUCCCACCCCUCAGGAGCCCCAGUCCCAAAUUAACGCCGACUCACACCAGCAUACGCGAGGAGGACGAGAUUCACGACUACAACAGGAUUACCCGCUUCUAAGCACUUUCCGAAAGACCAACUGACUUGUCGUUGCUCUCGAUUGUUUCGCUGAUUAGUUUCUUAAGGACCAAGUCCAAUUCUAUGACCAAUUCUGAAGAUUUGUUUCGAGAAGAUAACUUAUUUUGAGACUGCCUCUGCCGGCUCGCAUACUCGAACAAAAAGACUACGAGACUACGACUGUUCUGUACAGAAAUAAGUGGAACACUGCCGCUCUUUGGAAAUGAAUCUAGUCGUUUAUGUUGUAGCUGUUCAAAUUCAAACAAGCAAAAUCGAAGAUAAGUUCGAUACGUCUAACUUUAAAGUAAUUCAUAUUUUAUUUAAUGAUCGAUUGGUUAUUAUAUUGUUACUUUACUUCAAUCACUAGGAACAUUACGAUUAUGAAGUUGAUUAUUAUAUUUUAAAUCUAUCAUACUCAAUACUUUAACCACUUUCACAAGUUUACUCAAUUACUCAGUUUGGAUGGAAUAUCAAUAUAUGUGUUGAACGGAAUGACUGAAUAAAUAAUCUCACUCUAAUCUGAACUGAUAGAUCCAGGGCUAUAUUAUAGGUGGAUUGAUUAAUAUAUAAAAAUAAUAUUAAGUAAACCUCAUUAAUGUUAUCAUAAGAAACAUAAGAAGUUUAUUUGAUGAAUGUUCAUUCUAUUGGAAGACAUGAAAUUUUUCGAUCAAACAUGCGUGAUAUUUUUAGAAAGAUUAAAUUUUUUGAACACUGCAAAAAAUUUUUGAUAUAUUUGGUACUUUUGAAAAUCAAUAUCUGAUUAUUAUGAAAUCAUCAUAUGAAAAAUGAUAUUAAUUGUGUAUAUAACGUGUAUAUAGGAUAGCUGCGCAGAAUUGUUAAAAAAAUAACGUUAAUUCUCAAAAAGAAAGCCAUCCAAUGUAAACUGUCGAGCUAUAAUGAUGAUACAUAAAUCAUCUUUUCGCUUGAUAAGCUUUAACUAUUUAACGUAUCCUAGCCACACUUCCAGCUUAUCGGCAUUUUUAAUUGAAAGCUCUCUCUCGAUUAAGGCUUUUUUUACCU
This is a messenger RNA of Phymastichus coffea, 4383 nucleotides long. RefSeq names its product protein bride of sevenless (gene boss). Gene Ontology annotation, cellular component: membrane. Gene Ontology annotation, biological process: G protein-coupled receptor signaling pathway; visual perception. Bases 673 to 3366 code for a protein of 897 amino acids. Gene Ontology annotation, molecular function: adenylate cyclase inhibiting G protein-coupled glutamate receptor activity; sevenless binding. The record is from RefSeq and is a predicted model, not a curated record. NCBI's taxonomy places the organism in Eukaryota, Metazoa, Arthropoda, Insecta, Hymenoptera, Eulophidae. The transcript has 8 exons.